AUGACACCAGCGGAACAACUCAGAGUCUUGGAAGCCACUCUAUCCGCCAUCUCCUGUGGGGAAGACUCUCCAUCAGAGCUCGAAGCAUUAUUACAUGCCACUUUCCUGGCUAUAGGAGAAUCCGCAGAUGGCACACUACUUGUACGCCCACAGAUUCCGCGUAUAUUUAAGCUCCUCCAAAAGGUGCACGACACCCCGCCAGUCCAUGAAUUCCUCCAGACUCAAAUAAAACUGCUCAUUCCAAGCGGUAUCACUCAACAGCAAGCUUUCCGAGGGAUUGCGUGCGACUGGACAAAAACCGUCGAACAGGUCUGGGAAACAAGCAGACAGUCGUCUCCAAUCGACUUUUCCGAUUUGAAUCAUCUGGAUGGCAAUCUAGUUGAAAUUCUUGUACCCUUGGUUUAUAAGUCCCACAAUCUUCGGGCCCUCCUCGCCAAUCGCCUGCUCACUACACCAAAUAGCUUUGCUCUACCGGCUCUCCUGGCGGUGCUUGAAGCAGCUCCACCAGCUUCGGAUUACAUUCCUGGUCUUGUUCAUACCUAUACCAGGCUGGUGCUCGAUGGACUUAUGCAGAAGGGCUUACCGGAACGACGGUUGUACGAAGCCGCGUUCAAACAAAUGAUGGGUUCAGGGGAGAAGAAGAUGCUGGAGAAGAAUCUCUGUCUCACCUACACAUCCGCACCGUCGCUUCAAUGCUUACCAUUCCUAGGCUAUCUGUCCGAAGCCGGCCUCAUCUCUUCGGAAACAGCUGGUGAUCUCAUCUCCCCGACAGUCAAACCUCUGGUUGGCAUGCUUGCAGGGAAGGGGAUGAAUGAAGAGGAGCGUCAAAUGUUGAUGCGUGCUAUCGCUCAGUUAUCCAGUCACUCAGAAAGCCCUUUGGCUGCAGCAACAUUUGACGCAUUUUUUACUGUCAGCGUGCAGGACCAUAUCGCUCAUGGAGAUGUAAUGACGACAUUCCGGACAAUUUUAACAAAUUCAAGGCCAAAGCCAGCCACUGUAAACAGGUUGAUCCAGGCACUCCUACAUCACCCUCAGUUCGAGUGGGCUGCUCUAUCGUCUUCUCGUGAUGAGCUGGUCGCCGCGAUUCACUCACUGUUUCUCCUCCAUCCACAAAAUACAUGUCAACCAAGCCAGGUGUCUCCCUUGAUCAAUAUCUACAGGGGUUCGCUUGAGGAUGCAGACCUUCGUAUCCUGGACAUAUUCCGACUUUUCGAGCUAGAAAGACGGAUAUCGGUUGCAACACUCCUUUCAUCGUGGAGUCCGACAGCUUCAACCGCCUCACCAGAUCUCCUCACAUCGAUCUCCCAAUUGGAUCCAGAUAGGAUGUUCGGUGUUUGCCUAAGCUUUCCUCAAUGGCGUUCAACCGGCGCUCUAUCGUCGAAGCUCUCGACAGUGGAGCGUAGUGCGGGAUAUGAUCCUCUCUUCAUUAUCUUACUACUAGCGCAGCUACUGGCUCGCGAAGGAAGCAACGACCAGCUCACCGGUAUCUCGUGGGUUCAAAUUUGUCGUACAAACAUUCUCGCAGUCCUUAUAUGUUCAUUGUCCGCACGUGACGAUCAACUUCGAAAUCUGGGCUGGACUGUAUUUGGUGGAAUGUAUGACAAACUCGAGCACGCACCAGACUUUUUUGAGAAGAAACAGUUGGUCUAUCUCCUAGAAAAGGUAGCGCGACUCUAUGUCAAGACAUCGAGCCAAGACUCGACGUCUGCAGCACCGUACCAUCGACUCCCUAGCUAUACCACUUUGUUCUUUGCACACGCUUUCAGGUCCCUCUUCGCUCCGUCGUCUUCACUUUAUCCCUUGAUAUCUCGUUUCGUUCUCCAACGUCCGGAAUUUGACCCAAAUGAUCCCCCGAUGCUUUAUUCCAUGCUAUAUAGCACGCUGUCAAGCGAUCUCGGGAGAAAAGAGGGGAGAUGGAAACGCGAGCGCAACUGGAUGUUACGAUUCCUUUCGGAUGGAAUGGUGUCUUCAGGCGACUGGAAAGUCCUCCAGCGUAGGCAUACGUGGGAUUUGCUGGCUACAAAUUUCCAGAUGUAUGGACAUGAUAGGGCAUAUCGUGUAGCGGUUCUCAAGAUUCUCUCCAAGAUGACGAAGAAUCAGCACGCUUGCACUACACUCGUCACGCGUCAUCAUCUCCUCCCAUGGAUCAUCAUACAACUCGGCGAUACGACAAUUCGUCCCGACAAUAAAUUCGCAACUAUCUGGCAUCAAAUCAUCGAAAAUAUCGUGGUAAACCUGGAUCAAGCCAAGGCAAACAAGGCUACAGAAGGAAAAUGGUGUCAAGAUGUUCUACAAUGCAUUAUUGAGCUCCUUCACUUGCAUCAUGCCGGAACAGACGAUGUUAGUGGCUCCCUAGAGGCACUUUCUUUAGCGUCUCGCACCAUUCAACGCCUCGCCGACAUAGCAAGGGAGGGGUUUUCCAUAUCCAUGGCUGUUGGUCUGUGCUUUGGUAUACUUGUCACUGUUGAACAAUCGGUGCACAUUGCCAUGCCGUGGACCUCGAGUCCCGACCCACAAAGAGAUACUUGGGUCGAGAUACAAAAGCGGCUAUGGCUCGCACUCAUGGGAUGCAAAUCUGGUGUUUCUGAUGCACAAGAGUGUUGGGAACGUCUAACCGCAAGAUUCUCGACCAUGAACAGCACAAAGAAUCCUCUACAAGAGUCUCAAGUUGACUACUCAUCAACCUUGUCUCUGAUCAAACCUUUCAAUUCACUGUCCGAGCUUCUCGAAUACCCCUCAGUGUUGUCUUCCGAGACCUCACUGCUCACCUCAGAGCUGACAAGUCUAUGCCACUCAUCUCACUCGACUUUCCUCUUGCUACAUAGCACAUCCACCACAUUAUCGACAUCGUUCCAGUCUUUAUCGACAUCCCUUGAUUCUCUCCUUUCGACCAUUCCGAGUUUAAAUGCUGCCACUCUGCGAUUCAGUGAAGAAACGCGACCCAUUCUCGAAGAACGACGGAAAGCUACCCUCCUUCUCGAGCAACGGGAGAAACUCACUGAUCUCCUCGACAUACCCGCGCUCAUCGAUAGCUGCGCGCGAAACGGACUAUAUCAGGAGGCAAUAGAGCUUUCAGAUCAUGUGCAGCUGCUGUCUGAGCAACUUCGUCAGUCCGACGGAGACUCGGAGAAGCUGAGGAUCGUACGCAGCCUCGAAAGGGAAGUUGAAGGCAGCGUGAAGCUCAUGCUGAGCGGCCUCAUCAACACGCUAAAAGAUCGAGUCAAGCCUCCAGCUCUCUACAGGGCUAUGGGCUUCCUCCGAAGAAUGACAGAGUGGGAUGAAGAAAAGCUGGCAAUCCUUUUCCUUUGCUGCCGUGGGGUGCUAAUAGAUACACUUCAUGCUAGCAAUGAGGAGAUUUUGGCUAAUGGUGUUGCACCGAGUGGAUCCGGACGGAUUUCGGACCAGGACGUAGCUAAAUAUCUCAAGGGAUACGUCGAUAUCUUCCGUGAAGGGGUAUACGACACCGUCACAGGCUAUGUCACCGUAUUCUUGGACCCAGUCGCUGCAUCCCCGCAAGCAAGCCCCGUUGAGAGUGGACGUUUGAGGUCGCUUCUUUCGACAUUUGCUGAUCUCCAGAUUACAAAACUCAUCCAGACACUCUCCACUCAUCUACCAUCUCUUCACGACUUUAAUUCCCUAUCAUCUCUACUUACCCAACUCAACUUUUGCGGUUCAUCGUUUGCGCGCAUCGGACUAGACUUUCGUCCACUCCUCAUCACUCCCUUUGAAAUUGCCAUUACGGGGAUUGUGAAGGAUGCCAUCACGACGGCGAACACAGAGCUUUCAUCGGCAUUUCUGGAUUACGAGGAGGCGAGAUCACUACCUUCGGAAUGGCUGAUAUUGCAAGUGGCAAAUUCUUCACCCAAUUCGAUAUCCUUGCCCGAGAUCCCUGAUUCUCAGACCAAGACAGACCCUCCCUUCAUAGCGCCUCAAGUCCUCACGUUUUCGCCAGUCCUUGCGAGCCUGCUCAAUGUCCAUUUGACCACGUUCAACUCUCUCCGCCUCCUCCCCAUCCUCUCACUCUGUCACCCAAUCCACAAUCUGCUCUGCGAGUCCCUCGCAAUGGGUCUCAGGACCAUUCUGAGGUAUGCUCGGAGCCUAGGCUCGCCAUCCUCACCAACAUCCAAAGUCAGCUUUGAGCGCUCUCGUGCUUCGAUGUCACUCGAGCGACGGAACUCAGAACUUGUCGGAUCGCAACCGAGGAGGACAUUUACCAGUGACUCCCAAGGUCGACCAAUGUCACCAGGUCUACAAAGAAGCAAUACACCGACCACACCUCGACCUUUCUCCCCGACACCGCGACAGGGCUUUACUAGCGAGGAGAGGAUGGGACAAGAAAGGGCCAUCAUAUUGACUGUGGGCAAAGCGUACACCAAGGUGAUGAUUCCUUUUCUACUACGUGGGCUGCAGCAAGGAGUUUUCGCUAAAAAGGAGAAUGCGCCAAUCACUCACGAGCUUGAAAUGGCGCUGGGCGAUUGGGAGCGGUGGUAUGAAGCAGAGUCGACACCUCAGGUAAUCAAUGGAAAUAUGGACGAUUCAGAAGCUCUUGCAGCGGAACAGCAAGAAGUCAAAAAUCCAUUUCCUACCCCACCAGUAUAUUGGAAUCGAUAUACACCAGAGAAUUUGAGACUAUUAGCAGCCCUUAAAGACAAGAUUGCAGAGCGAAAUGGUUCAAGCGAUCCAGCAAGUAUAGAGCAUUUGGAAGAGCCGAUUGAUCAAUCAGAGCUUCUCCCGUAUGAACCGCUCCUUCCUUCAUUUCCAUUACUCGAACUUGAACCGCCACGGCUUGACUGGAUUCUGGAAGAGGAUGAGUAUUCAACCUUUGGAGAAUAUCAUUCCACACGGGAAACCACCCAAGUCUUUCCUGCGGGAGUAAAACGUCUCUAUGACCCUGAACCUGGGGCAGACCCAAGGCCACAUCUACGACAAUUGCUCGUUUCGCUCCUUGCAUCGUACCACAAGCUUCUCUCAGACGUUCUUGAACCUGUCCCAUCCGGUUAUCAUGGCCAUCCCCCACCGGAGAUAAUCCCGUUGCUGGAAAGUGGUGAAGCGACAUGGCCACCUCCUUUGAACUGGGAAGCGACUAUCCACUGGAUGCGAGAUAUCGUCCUCAACCUCGGUUGGGCGGUCAACGAAUACCGACCUGUGCAAGCUCGUAUGGCGCUUGAAUCAAUGAUGCAGCGACAGAUUGACGUACGGAGAGAGGAGACAAAGGCAAUUCAUAGCAAAUGUGACGAGCUUGAAAAGGUGCUGACGGAGCUGAGGCAGAAUAGUCUAGCCAACCGAUCACCAAGCCCUGUGGACAAAAGCAUGGUCGUUGAGCUCAAUCAGUCUACCACAGCACCAGACCUCAACAACUCAUCUCUCACACUGGACGUUGCAAUACCAACGACCUACGACUUGAUACAAUGGUCAAAGGAAGUCCCUAUAUAG
Serendipita indica DSM 11827 is the source of this 5433-nucleotide messenger RNA. The record is from the annotation of a GenBank genome assembly. Lineage: Eukaryota; Fungi; Basidiomycota; Agaricomycetes; Sebacinales; Serendipitaceae.